AGCUCCAAUCACUUCUUGGAUGGUCCAGCACAUCCAAAGAUGUGCCCCUUAGCCAGCUCAUCCAUGAAAUGGAUCAUGAGUCAAGGAGACACUCUCAUCAAUCAAAGAAGAAACUUGACAGGUCUGAACAUAUAAGCGAAGGGACCAUUCCAGAAAUAUAUGAGAAGCAAGAAGGGACUAUUUCCCACACACAGUCCAUGGAAGAAAAGUAUUUGUUCCAAAAUUUCACAAAGCUACUACUCCUACAAAAAUGUUGCCCAGGAGGCUCAGAGAAAUUGGUCAGGGAAAGCUGGCAUCCAUGUGUACCAGAAGAAGGAGGACAUAUGAUUGAGAUCCAAGACUUAUUUGACCCAAACUUAGAUCCUGAGAAAAGACCUCAAUUAGUCAUAAUAGAGGGGGCUGCUGGGAUUGGGAAGUCAACACUGGCCAGGCAGGUGAGGAGAGCCUGGGAAGAAGGCCAGCUCUACAGGGAUCGCUUCCAGCAUGUCUUCUUCUUCAGCUGCAGAGAGCUGGCCCAGUGCAAGCAGCUGAGUCUGGCUGAGCUCAUAGUCCAAGGCCAGGAAGUGCCCACAGCUCCCAUCAGUCAGAUCCUGUCUCACCCUGAGAAGCUUCUCUUCAUCCUGGAUGGCAUAGACGAGCCAGCAUGGGUCUUGGAGGACCAGAAUCCUGAGCUUUGUGUGCACUGGAGUCAAGCACAACCUGUGCACACACUCCUGGGGAGUUUGCUGGGGAAAUCCAUCCUUCCUGAGGCUUCCUUAAUGCUCACAGCUCGGACACCAGCUCUACAGAAGCUCAUUCCUUCCUUGGGGCAGCCACAUCGAGUGGAAGUCCUGGGGUUCUCUGAGUUUGAACGGAAGGACUAUUUCUACAAAUACUUUGCAAAAGAAAGAAAUACAAUUAUAGAUUUUAAUUUAAUUAGAUCUAUCCCAGUGCUCCUGACCCUAUGUGAGGUGCCCUGGGUGUGCUGGUUGCUCUGCACUUGCCUGGAAAAGCAGAUGCAGCAGGGUGAAGUACUCUCACUGACCUCACAGACCACCACAGCCCUCUGCCUGAAAUACCUUUCCCUGACAAUCCAAGGUCAGCACCUGAGCACCCAGCUCAGGACCCUCUGCUCACUGGCUGCUGAGGGGAUCUGCCAAAGAAGGACCCUGUUCAGUGAAAGUGACCUCUGUAAGCAAGGGUUAGCAGAGGAUGCCAUUGCCACUUUCCUGGAGAUCGGUGUCCUUCAUAGGCAGCCCAGCUCUCUGAGCUACAGCUUUGCCCACUUGUGUCUCCAGGAGUUCUUUGCAGCGAUGUCCCACAUCUUGGAGGAUAGUGAGGAAGCACAUGGGGAUAUGGGAAACGACAGAACUGUGGAAACACUGGUAGAACGGUAUGGAAGACAAAACCUGUUUGAGGCACCCACUGUGCGCUUUCUACUUGGUCUUUUAAAUACACGGGAAAUGAGAGAAAUGGAAAAUAUCUUUGCCUGCAAGUUUCCUUGGGAGACAAAGUUGAAGUUGCUACGGAGCAUCGUAGGAGACCCGUUCUGUCAACCAUGUCAUCUGGGUUUGUUCCACUGUCUCUAUGAAAACCAGGAAGAGGAGUUCCUGACAGAGACGAUGCUUUGUUUUCCCUUAACAGCGUCAGGUCCAAAUCACAUGGAAGCCACGGUGCUCCAGACAAACGUGAAGCACCUGGUGAUACAGACAGACAUGGAGCUCAUGGUGGUCACUUUCUGCAUUACGUUCUCUCAUGUGAGGAGUCUUCAGCUGAAGGGGAAAGGACAGCAGGAAUAUAAGCUAACAGCACCUGCGAUGGUUCUGUACAGGUGGACACCAAUCACUGAGGCCAGUUGGAAGGUUUUAUUCUCCAAUCUUAAAUGCACCAGAAACCUGGAGGAGCUGGACCUAAGCGGAAAUCCACUGAGCUACUCUGCAGUACGCAGUCUCUGUAAGGCCCUGAAACAGCCUGGCUGCCGACUAAAGACCUUGUGGCUUGUGGACUGUGGCCUCACAUCCAGAUGCUGCUCAUUCCUGGCCUCAAUGCUCAGUGCCCACUCAAGGUUGGCUGAACUAGACCUGCGACUGAAUGACCUUGGUGACAACGGUGUGAGGCAGCUGUGUGAGGGGCUCAGGAAUUCUGCCUGCAACCUCAGCAUCCUGCGGUAA
This is a messenger RNA of Rattus rattus (black rat), 2150 nucleotides long. RefSeq names its product NACHT, LRR and PYD domains-containing protein 1b allele 4-like. Gene Ontology annotation, biological process: regulation of inflammatory response. Gene Ontology annotation, molecular function: protein binding. The transcript is spliced from 4 exons. Lineage: Eukaryota; Metazoa; Chordata; Mammalia; Rodentia; Muridae. The record is from RefSeq and is a predicted model, not a curated record. Gene Ontology annotation, cellular component: cytoplasm. Bases 69 to 2150 code for a protein of 693 amino acids.